AUGGGCAACAAAGUGGUCACCUUUACCGACCAGCAGCUCGAGGACUACCAAGAUUGUACGUUUUUUACGCGCAAGGAGAUACUGAGAGUGCACCAACGGUUUUACGAAGCCAGUCCGGAUCUGGUACCGGUGAUAAUGACCGAAGGACAAGCAUCCACGAUACAGGUUCCGCGCGAACGUAUCGAACGUCUACCGGAGCUGGUUGAAAAUCCAUUCAAGGGACGAAUGUGUGAAGCAUUUUCGCGCGAUGGCGAUGGUAAUCUAACGUUCGAGGACUUUCUCGAUUUGCUAUCGGUUUUUAGUGAGCAGGCUCCACGGGACAUUAAAGUGUACUACGCGUUCAAGAUCUACGAUUAUGAUCGCGAUGGUUUCAUAGGGCAGUCGGAUUUGCUAAAUGUAAUUACGGCUCUCACGCGGAACGAGCUAUCGCUGGAGGAACAUCAGCAGAUCGCGGAGAAAGUAAUCGAAGAGGCGGAUGUCGACGGGGAUGGGAAGCUGUCCUAUUUGGAGUUUGAGCACGUGAUCACGAGAGCGCCGGAUUUUAUCUCUACGUUUCAUAUUCGUAUCUAAAGCUUAAGCU
Anopheles maculipalpis is the source of this 580-nucleotide messenger RNA. It is a transcript of the gene Cib2, whose product is annotated as calcium and integrin-binding family member 2. Gene Ontology annotation, molecular function: calcium ion binding. NCBI's taxonomy places the organism in Eukaryota, Metazoa, Arthropoda, Insecta, Diptera, Culicidae. The record is from RefSeq and is a predicted model, not a curated record. The coding region runs from base 1 to 570 and encodes 189 amino acids. The transcript is spliced from 2 exons.